CUCCAGUGUUCUUGCCUGGAGAAUCCCAGGGGCGGCGGAGCCUGGUGGGCUGCCGUCUAUGGGGUCGCAUAGAGUCGGACGCGACUGAAGUGACUCAGCAGCAGCAGCAUUAAUGAAGUGGACCUUCUCAGUCUUCCAUAUGAAAAUCCGUAUUUUCCUGGUGAGAAGUAUGGUUUGCCAGAGACAGAGUGGCUUGUAACGAGAGAGCUUAUCUACCUUAAAGUCGUCAUAACUUCCUGGCUUGAGAUGCUCUCCAUAACCUCACUGCCGCCUCGGCUCAUUGAAGAGCAGAUGGGUUCACUGAGGACAGCGCGUCAUCCAGACCCAGGCGCCAUGCUCUCCUCUCUUUCCAAGUCCACUUUGUGAACACUGAGACCCGUCACAGUAGUUUAAACAGCUAAGAGCAGAGUCAAAGAGACCUCAGAGAGCGCAUGGACCAAGGCAGUACUUUGGGGCACUAAAUUACUGUAGCAAAUGAUCAAGCAAAUUCUUGCUAUCUCCCCCUCAAGCUGAGGCUGACAACCUAAACACGGUUAGGUUUCACAUGACCCUGAGACUCUGGGAGUCAAAACAUGAGAAGAAACAAGAUCCUGCAUAUCACAUGUGAGGCUGCAGAGACAAGGCCAAGCCAGCUGGGUCAGCUCGGCAGUGUUCAAAGAGAAGCAUCAGUUAAUGUCUCUCUACAGAUGCGGGGAGGCAUGGAUCUCUCUGUUCUGCCAAAUAACAACCAUCCUGACAAGUUCCUGCAGCUUGAUGUGAAGUCUUUAAUGAGGAACUCAGCCCUUCUUCAGGCCAGCCUGGUGAGGUUUCCGGGAGGGAAUUACCCUGCUGCACAGCACUGGCAAAACCUCGUCUACUCACAGAGAGAAAAGAAGAAUAUCACUGUUCAACGCCUGAGGGGAUCCAGUGCGAAGGGCACCAUCACUGUAGAGAGGCCCCCACCAUCCUUAUCAUCAGUUCUGAAGAAUAACCCACUAUAUGGUGAUGUAAGUUUUGAGGAAGCUAUGGAAGAAAGAAAAAAGAAUCCUUCAUGGACCGUUGAGGAAUAUGACAAGCGUUCCCUGCAUACCAACCUCUCUGGGCAUCUGAAGGAAAAUCCUAACGACCUACGGUUUUGGUUGGGGGAAAUGUACACACCCGGUUUUGAUACCUUACUGAAGAAGGAAGAAGAACAAGAGAAGCAUUCCAAAUAUCGUCGGAUAGGUCUGAUUCUGUUCCUCGUUGCCUGCAUCUUGGUUUCCAUAGUGACUGUUAGCACUUUUUUCAUCUAAAGAAACUACCCCCAGACACAGUCACUUCAAAUUUCUUUAAAAUCUUUCUAAAUAAACAG
Dama dama (fallow deer) is the source of this 1330-nucleotide messenger RNA. It is a transcript of the gene MINAR2, whose product is annotated as membrane integral NOTCH2 associated receptor 2. The record is from RefSeq and is a predicted model, not a curated record. Lineage: Eukaryota; Metazoa; Chordata; Mammalia; Artiodactyla; Cervidae. The transcript is spliced from 5 exons. Bases 573 to 1271 code for a protein of 232 amino acids.